Molecule: messenger RNA, 1589 nt
Organism: Odontomachus brunneus
Lineage: Eukaryota; Metazoa; Arthropoda; Insecta; Hymenoptera; Formicidae
Gene: Torsin
Product: torsin-like protein
Exons: 3
Coding region: 638-1375 (245 amino acids)
Biological process (GO): cellular response to misfolded protein
Molecular function (GO): ATP hydrolysis activity; ATP binding
Source: RefSeq, a predicted model, not a curated record
CCGAAAAGAUUAGCAAGAUCCCUAUGCAAGGGAGAAUGUUCUACUGAAUCUUUGCCUUACUAAAUGUAUGAGUCUACUAUUAGUAUAUUUGAAAACUUUGUCUACUAUUAAUAUAGACUCAUUUAUUUAGUAAGGCAUUUAUUAUAUAGACUCAUUUAUUUAGUAAGGCAAAAGUUUAAUAGAUAUAUUUAUAGAAAUAUAAGCAAUGCAUUAUAAAUACACACCCUCAGUUCAUCGUUUGCAAAUGUUUGAAUAUUAAUGUUUCAAUAAUAUUGUGUUACCCAUGUUCAAAUAUAGUUCUAAUUCACACAUUGUUUGCAUAUACAUAGAGCAUGUGCAUGUGGCUACAGAAUAUAUGCACGCCGCUAUUUAUCGUCGGUGUGACAGUUUUCCUAACCUUAAUAGUGAUCAACUUUGUCAAUUAAUAUCUUAUUUCGUAGUAGAGAGUGACGAUUUUUCCAAGUAGAAAAGUUGUUUGUCUUUAAAAAACGCGUCGAUUGAGUAUUUUUUCAUCAAAAUCGAAAGGCUAGAUUAUAUAUUUGCUGCCAAUCUGUAUGGUCAACAAAUUGUUCAUGAAACAAUCAUAAAUGCAUUGCGUGGGCAUUUUUAUACCCACAAUUCACCAAAAGCACUAGUCAUGAGUUUCCAUGGUACUCCAGGAACUGGAAAAAAUUAUGUAGCACAAAUGAUUGCCACGUCUCUCUACAAAAAGGGGAUCCAGAGCCGAUAUUUUCAUUUCUUCAAUGGCCGCAAUGAUUUUCCUUUGCAAAAGAAGAUAGAUGAUUAUAAGGAGGAUCUAUAUAAAAUCAUUUCCAACAGCUUACAACAAUGUGAGAGAUCAAUGUUCGUAUUUGACGAAGUGGAUAAGAUACCAGAAGGCCUAUUAAACGUACUGGUGCCGUUCUUAGAUUACCAUAGUUACCGCAAAUCAUCAAAGCACAGUGAAUCAAUACAUCAAAACAAAGCAAUCUUCAUCUUCUUAUCCAAUACUGGUAGUGCACAGAUUGUACAGCAUCUUGUUGGUCUGUGGAAAAGAGGCAAGAAACGAGAGGAUACGCGACUACAGGAUUUCGAGAAGCUAAUAGCCGAUGGUGCGUUCAAUGAAAAAGGUGGUUUCUAUCAUAGCGAUGCCAUACAGACCAGUGUGAUCGACCACUAUGUGCCAUUUCUGCCGCUUGAAGAAGUACACGUGAGGAAAUGCUUGGUACGCGCUUUUGCUGAGCGAGGCGUUGUUUCCCCAAAGGAGGAAAUGAUUCAAGAGGUUCUGUCGCAUCUGACGUUUGGACCGGAGCCGCAUAACUUAUACUCGAUGGCUGGCUGUAAAAGAAUUGAACAAAAGGUUGCUGCUAUUGUGUAUCGCAAAUCUACAUCGUAAAUAAAAAAAUACUGUUUAAACAAAAGUGAUACUGAAAAUGACAAAUAAUAACGAUGAUAAGUACAUAUAGUAUGUUUUGUAUAACAUCUCGGUGAAAUUCCUUAUUCGACAGAAUUUAUUGAUACACAUCCAGAAAAAUGUUUCACAUUAAAACAAUAAUAAAAUUACUUGUAUACUUACACAAUAAAGAGAUAAGUAUUUUUAUAUGCAUUUA